GAUUACUCUAUGGUUGAUGGCCGACCACGGUGUUGCACGGUGUUUGAAGACGAUGAAAUAGGCUGUACGGACAUUGCCUAUUUUUUUUUAACAGUCUAUUUAAUUAAUGAUGUGUCCAAAAUAAUUAAUAAAUAAAACUAAUGUGGUUCUCAACGGUCUAGUUAGUAUAAAGAUUUCCUGUCCAUGCACCACUAAAUUUGAGAGAAAUAGUUUUCAAAAUACAGUUUAGGAUGGAUCCACCAUGUUCACAUUCCAAGUGUGACAUAUAUGAGGGGACUAACCAAGUCCCCUUCGACAGCAAUGCAGAGGAUAAGACUGAUAGUGGUACCAAUACGGUAGAAAAAGAAAUUAACACUCAAAGUAGCGUAAGGCAAAUUAUUGAUGAUAUCGAACGUGAGGAUUUUGAAGAGGAGAAUCGUAUAAUUAAUCAGUGCACGAGUAUGAUAGUGGAGGGUAAAAGUUCCACAACUGCACCCUUCUCUGGCAGCCUCAGUGUCAAUUCUAGCCUUGCGUCCAGCUCAGAAACAAUUUCUACAUUUUCUGCAGCAAACGACUACAGCUUACCAGGCUGCAGCAAGAGUGCUCCAUGCGAGGACAGUAACGCCACGAUUAAAAAUAUGAUUCACUCUCGAAAACCAUUAACGGCGGAAGAGCCGAAAGUAGAUUUUAUGAAGAAACUUUUGAGCAGCAAUACUCAUGAGAAAAAAGACUUUCCCAAAGGAAAAAUGUACAAAGCUGAACCUGAAAUAGAAACCGAAGCUAGUGCCUGUGGGAUAGAGGCUGCGUCUGGAAGGACAAGCUCAAACGCUUCUAACAGUAGCUCCCUUUCAGACAGUACAAAAGACUUCAGUGUUCCGUCUACAUCUAAUGCUGAGAAGUUACUGGGCUUGAGUGAUAACAAUAGGAAAAGCGAACCUGGUAGUUCCAAAUCAUCGACCUAUAUGCAGUACUGUGAUGGUGAAGAGGACUCUGAUGAUGAUGUGGAUGAAGAAUCGUGGUGUACCUGCCUCUCUUCCCAUGAGGACGAUGAUGAAGAUGAUCCCGAGCCAGAACCUGAGAGACUGUGGAGGAAAAGGAGAUACGAACCGCCGCCGCCGCAAUGCGCUAAAAAAUUCUGUCCUGAUGGUAGUCGAUGCAUACAGGACAGCAGCUGGUCCCGCAAUCUUAAUGGGAAUAUGCCAGGAUCAACUGUUGUCCAGGGACCGCCAGAGAUAGAACAGUGGCUAAGCAGGUUUCAAACUUGGUCGAACAAUGAAAAGAAUCAAGCGAUCGAUGCGUUGAUCAGCCGCUGCACUGCCAGCCACGUCAGAUACAUGAUGGAGUCUAUAGAGCCGCUGUUCCAGAGGGACUUCAUAUCCUUGCUGCCGAAAGAAUUGGCAUUGACCGUUCUGGGAUACUUACAGCCCAAGGACUUGUUGAGAGCAGCACGCACCUGCCGUUAUUGGAGAUUUUUAGCGGAUGACAACCUUCUAUGGAAGGAACAGUGUCGGCGAAUUGGUAUCACGACCCUAAAGAAAAUGCCCCGGUCUCUACCUCGUUGCGCUAGCCCGUGGAAGGCGGCGUAUAUGCGCCAUUACCUCAUCGAGAACAACUGGCUCCAUAAGCCGGUCACCAAUCCGAUAGUGAUGCGCGGACAUGACGAGCAUGUCAUCACAUGCUUGCAGUUCUACGGGAACCGUAUCUUGAGUGGCAGCGACGAUACCACUUUGAAAAUCUGGUCUGCGGUUACUGGGAAGUGUCUUCGUACGCUGGUGGGUCAUUCUGGUGGUGUGUGGUCAUCACAAAUGGUGGGUGAUCUGGUGAUCAGCGGCUCCACUGAUCGCACCCUGCGCGUCUGGAACGCCAAGACUGGCCAGUGUCUUAAGGUGCUAGCCGGCCACACGUCCACCGUUCGGUGCAUGCAUCUGUACCAGAACAGGGUUGUGUCCGGAUCUAGGGAUGCGACGUUGCGCGUGUGGUCAAUACCGGAUGGUCGUUGCCUACGCGUGUUGGUCGGACAUCUGGCUGCCGUCCGGUGCGUUCAGUACGAUGGGAAGGUUGUCGUGUCCGGGGCGUACGACUACUUCGUCAAAGUGUGGAAUCCGGACACCGGUGAAUGUUUGUAUACACUCACCGGACACACUAAUAGAGUGUAUAGUUUGCAGUUUGACGGUGUGCAUGUGGUGAGCGGAUCAUUGGAUACAUCGAUCCGCGUAUGGGAUGUAGAGUCCGGACAAUUAAAGCAUACUCUAACCGGACAUCAGUCGCUCACAUCUGGUAUGGAGCUGCACUCUAAUAUAUUGGUGUCCGGUAAUGCGGAUUCCACAGUCAAAGUGUGGGACAUCACUACGGGACACUGUCUGCAUACACUAUCAGGGCCCAACAAACACGAAUCGGCCGUAACGUGUCUCCAGUCGAGCAAUCGUUUUGUAAUCACGUCAUCGGACGACGGCACCGUUAAACUAUGGGACUUGAGGACGGGCGAGUUCAUAAGGAAUCUAGUGAAACUGGGCUCGGGCGGGACCGGGGGCGUGGUGUGGCGGAUCAGGGCGUCCGCCACCAAACUCAUAUGCGCCGUCGGAUCCAGGAACGGCACGGAGGAGACCAAGCUGCUCGUACUGGACUUCGAUGUGCCCGGCGCCUGCAGGAAGUGUGACGAAUAGCAUCGACUGAACCGGCGCAUGUUGCGUCGUUACGCGAACCUAUACGCCCCGUGGCAUUGCUGAGCCGCAAACACCUCCCCCACAUUCCCACCAUUCCUCAAAGUAAUCCCCACUACAUCGUACCCUCAUUUAAACCCCACUUCCCCGUACGAUCCCAACUAAGAUUAAUAUCCUUCCAUAUCAUCAACUAAAUCCUAAUAUUAUUUCAACUAAAUCCCACUACCGCCACAUGUACACGCACACGGCCUCAAUUCUUGUAAUGUUGAUUUUCAUUUUUUUGACAUGUUUCUUACAUUGUCAUUGACGGGACAUUAAGUCUCGUGAUAUUAUAUUGCUAUGUUAAAUGUGUCUAUAUAUGUUGCAAUUUAUUGACGUAAUCACAAUUAUUUAUUAGUAACGGUCAUAUUUCAAGUUAAUGAAAUUUUGGCCAAAAUACUUUCUUUUGAAAGUAAACUAUUGACAUAAUAACCAAUGACAACUUCUAAACUAUAUAUCAACCCUCAAGGCAUUCUUUGGUACUAUCAAUAACAUUCCUUUUUACUACAACUCUUUACUGCAACAUUAUACUAUUUUUGGCAUUAGCAAAAUAUAGACCAACAGCAUAUGACAUGACAGACACAGCACAGAUAAAGUCAAUUUGUUGAGUCACUCUUCUUUUUACAUGCAUCAAACAUCUACGUUGUAUUAAAUAAUUUAUAUACAUAUUUUGAUUGAUUACUUUGUAAUAUUGAAAAGCAGUUAAGAAUACCUUAACCUUGUACUUAUUAUUGUAAAAGUUUCGCCAAUGCAAACUUAGGGUGAAAACAACCGGCUUAAUGCCUUCAAAUAUAAUGUUACUUAAAUAGUAUACAUGUAAUAUGAUUUUAAUUACAAUCUUGUUUUCGUAGGUGAGCCGUUUCUUGAUAAAUACACUACAUUCUUCUGUCUGUGGCGACGGUAGUAGAACAGUUCUGAGGCCUUUUCAUUUGAUAUGUAUUUUGAAAAAAAAAUUGAAAGUACACUAUGGACAAUGCGCAUCAUCCAUUUUGAAUUUGGAUUCCUUACUCUUGUACUAGUAGCUAAUACAUUACACUAACUAUUCGCGGGUGAAGGCACAUAAUCAAAAUGCAGGGUUAUAUGCGAAAAAAAAAUUUUAAUGAAAACGCAUCGAAGCUGUAAUGCAUCGACGAUAUUUCAGGUUACCACAUAAUGUAAAAUUUCCGCAAGUGAUUUCGAACUCUACACAAACUAUUAAGGUUUCAAUUCAAGUGGAGGUCUUUUGACAGUUUUGUGUAACUUUACGUUAGCUGUACAAUUUUAUUUUUUUGUCUGUUGGCUGUACAUUUUUUUAUACCAAAAAGCAAUGCACCUUUGUAAACAUUCAAACUUUUUUCUUUCAGUUUAAGUCAGAUACACAAAACACCAUCCGUUUUGUAUUUAUUUCAAAUAAGCGAUAUCACUAAAUUCAAUGAAGUGCAAUGUGGGUUGCCGGACAUAAGCUAAUCUGUGUUAGUGUGGUAUGUAAGCUAAUCUAAAUUUAACAUAGUUUAGCUUUUGGUCAGGAACCGUCAUUAAUGUCUACUACUAUUAAAAUAUAUAUUUUUUGUAACAGAAUAACUCUGCAUCACAUGAACAAAUAAAAUUUUGCUUGGUCAAAGUCUAAUAAUAUAAAAUGACAAUAUAGAAAAAAAAAAAUUGUUUAUCUAUCUAUACAACUAUUGCACUACAAUUUUGUAGAAAUCCUUAUUAUAUAGGUGUUUAUAUUUUAUGUUGAUGUAUGUCAUCAUAUCGAAGUUUCAAAAAUAAAACCGACUUUAAAAAUGUGUAAUUACAAAAUGGAGUAUUUGAUCAUCAAAUUAGUAUAGCUUAUUACAGUAAAACUCGAAACUGGAAAGUGAUUUCGUUAAUGACAUUACAUUGGUGUUUCUACCGUCCUGUUUAAAUGUUUGUGUCGUAUGCUGCUUUAUAGUUUUUUUUUAUAUGGCAACAUUUUGAGCCGGCGAUGCCAGUACAUUAAAUAUAUAUUGUUUCACGUUUAUUUAAGCAAGUCUAGCUCGUAAUAUUUAUAAGCAAUUCAUAGUCGGGGCGUUGGUUUAGAUGAAUACACGCAAAUAACCCACCGGACCGCAAAAACUAUGUGAAAAAGUCUAUGGACUUACAAAUAUUUAUAUAUAUUUAUAUGAUAUGUAUAGUAUAUAGCAUUGCGUAAAUCAAAGUAUGUGCAUCUAAUAAAUGAAAAUUUCAAAUACCAAUAAAAAAUAGUUAUAAUGUUUAUUGAAAUUUGUUCUGUACAUAGAGAGCGGUGGCCGCUUACCAUUUCGCUUUGCCAAAUUUCUGUAACAAGUUGUAAGCUCCAUUAUUCCAAAGAAUUUAUGAAAGUAAAUUGGACUAGUUCUUAAGUUUAAUAUUUUAAGGUGCCUUUGGCAACUUCUGUUGUUGCGCAUAUAUUUUAUAUAUACAAUAUAUAUGUAUCACUGAUAUACUUGACACAGUGUCAUGGUUCUUGGUUACGUUCAUUUUUUUUCCUCCAGGAGUUUAUAUUUAGUUAUGCUUACCUUUUUCUGUUGUGUGUGAGUGUGUUGCCAUGAUUCUGUAGUUUUGAUGCGAUGUUUCCUAAUUAUGACCUUAUCUAUUCUGGGUAUAUUAUGUCUGGUUUACGUGAAUUAUUCUGCACAAAUACUAAUAUGUAGUAGAUAUCUUUGUUUACAAUAUUUAACAAAUUACUGUUAAAUUUGCGUUUGACUUGAUUCAUAUUAGAAGAGUAACGAGUUGUUUGCCAUGUUGGUUUUAUGGUAUUGCAAUAAAUAAUAAUAAUUUGGUUAAGAAUGAAUACGUUGUUCUAUAAUUUAAUCUACCAAUGAAAUAACCAUUAGUAAUAGAAACCCAUUAUAUUGCUUUACCAAAAAAAAAUACUAGUUUAACUGCUAUGUUAUCAAAAGUGCAUCCGAUAUAAACUCCACCUUAGUUGUUACUUUUAUUUCACGACUUUGUUAUUUAUAUGAUUAUUUAAUUUUCUGUAAUUUAAUUAUACUUCUUUUUUAAUGGUUGACUAGAAUAUACACUUGCUAAACUUUAAGUUUUCUUUUAAAAUGAAAUCGAGCAUAAUAUUAGUCAGGAUAUUUUUAAGAAUACCAAUUUUUUUUGGACGCUCAGCUUCUAAACAUGUUGAGUUUGUCAUUUAGACGAAACAUCUCUACCGUGUUUUCCCACGAAGUAAUUAGUAUAUCAUAUACGAAUUAUUAUGAUCAAAAUGUAUAAAUACAUUAUGUAUGUAUAUUUAUUUCGUGAAGUUGUAUUAUAUUUCCUUACGCCUUUUUUUUGUGUUCGUAUAAUAUACCCAUUGUAAUAUUGUUUUAUUUAAUAACAUGGUCAUUGUUGUGUGUUUAUCGAGCGGCUCUAAUGUUUUUGUGCAUGUUUCGCUCGAUUUACAUAUGCAAAUAUAUAGUAAUGAUUUUGUUACAUUUCUUGUUAGUUAAGAUUAUAUCUUAUAUCGUAUCUGACUCGUGUAAAUGGCCAGCAAUUUGUCGAUUAACUCAUAAAAUAGUCAUCUAAGUUAAAAUAAUUGAUAAAUAAAAUAAUAAAAAAAAAAUGCGUAAUGAAUAUAUUUCAGAUUUGUAAAGGGGGUUCCCAAUAGAGCUGUGCGAGGGAGUCCAGCGUUAAUCUAGGAAUAAUUAAUCAAUGAGAUCACAAGAUUUAAAAAGAAAAUAAAGAUUUCUUAUUGGUGGAUUUUUUCUCUAGUACACCGCUUAGCUGUCACGUACUUGUCCAGCGCGAACGCGCCCUAAUGCUAUACCGAAUUUAAGGUGUAAUCGUUAUUUUUUUCAAUACUUGAUGGUGUUGGUACACAAUUGUAAGUAAUGUACCUACUUAAGUCUUGUGUCUUAAGGAUGGUACCGGCGCGAGAUAGAUGAGUCGCCUUUGCUUAUAAUAUUUAUAAUAAAAACGCUGUGAAAUAUAUUAUAUACAUUAGUGAUUAUCGACAAUAACACAAUAAUAAUUAAUUACAUCACAAAUAAGUUUAUCAUGGUUGAUCCCUAUACAUAUCCAUUGAAUUUGAGUGUUGUCGACUUUUAAAUGUAUGUAUAUAAUUAUGUUUUGUUUGUAGUAGGGUUUUUUUUUAUGUUAACAUUGGAGGCGUGGAAGUGUUAUGUUCGCGGGGCAAACUCAUCGAGCUCGCUGGUGCUUCGGUCGCGUCUACUUAUAGCUGUGUUUGAACAUUUGUUGUGUAUAAAUAUUAUAUUGCCAUUGGGGGGCGCGUCACGCCUUUUCUAUGAUGGCUGUAAUAAUUAAUUAACAAAGACUGAAGUAUAGGUAUAGUUAAUAUUAAAAGUAUUAAAAUGUAGAUACUUCUGUACUGCAUACCAUCACACGCUGUCUUUUAAACAUAUAUCGACUCCGGUUGCGUUAGCUUUUAGCUCCAAUUGUACAUCGUUGAGCUAAUUUAAUAACUUUAGUUAGUUUAUACCUCAUUAAGUUACUGCUGUAGUUUAGUUUUAAGCGCUCGUUAGUUUUGAUCAAUGCCAAACGGUUUGAGAGUACUUGCGAUACACUAACGGGGAUUAACUCCAUCACCGAUAUUUUUUAUUGUGUAUCUGUGGAUAUAUAUAGAAUUGUAUAGUAGUACCUUAUUAAUGAGUAACCUCGGCAUCAUCAAGCAUGCGAUGUCUCUGAAAUAUAUAUUUGUUCAGUUAUUCCGCAUCGAAUGUACCUUGUCUCUUUCUACUGAUGCGCUUACAAUGUCGAGGUCACUUAUUUUUUCGGUCGUACUUAGCAGUUUCGUAAUUAUAUUCACGAUCGCCGUGUAUUCUCUCUUUAAAAUAUAGAAUUGACAAAAUGUACUAAGCGACCAUUAUAUUUCACACGAUUGUUCCUGAGCUGCCGCCGGAGCCACGGCCACUUGUACGUGUGAGUGUGCGUGUGUAUGUUGUAUAUUAAUAUUGUUAAUUAAUUCGUAAUUGUAUUGUAUUCCUAAUUACUUAGGUGCUCGGGAUUUGUAAAUUAAUAUUUUGAUAAUAUGGUAUAUGAAUUCUAAUGUGUAUUAGUAUUCUUUAAACUUGUUUAAAUCACUUCUAAAUUGUCAUUCACCUUAUUUUAAACUGAUAUAUUGCCUUUGUAACUAUUUCGAUUCUAUUCAUUCAUUAUUUUAUAGAUUAGUGUUCACAUGUAUUGAGCGAUUUUCAACAGUUUAAGUAGAGCAAGUCGGGAUGCAAUAUUGCUAUUGUUGUUUUUUUUUUCUCUAAGUGUUUCCAACACCGUUUAUGUGAAAUAUAAUUUCUUUUUAAUCAAAAAUGUUAAGAUCGCUCUGUAUAUGAAUGUUAUGGUUAUUAUAAUUUAAAUAUGAAUCUGUACAAUUGUAUCAAUUUUUAUUAUUUUUUUCCAUUUUUAUUUAGUGCGAAUGUAGAAUCGUGGCUCCAGUGUGCACCGGGCUUUAGUUAUAAAACACAUCUUCGGCUGAUUAUCAAUACAUUAAAUCAGGUUGUUCCAAUUAAAUGCUUAGUUUUCUUUCUUCUUUUUUUCUACAGUUUUGGGCGCAAUAUACACAAUCGUAUAUACUUACGUAAACGUUUUAAUAUUGUGCGUGAUGCGCAAGGUAACCAUUUAUUGUUUAAUAUUAUUUUUCGUCAUUUCUUUAAUCUUGCUUUCAAUGUAUGACUAUUAAUUAAUAAAUUCAAUUGUUUUCGAUAUCUAUUUUUUUUUUUUGUGACACGCCGACAUCCCUGUCGUGUGUUGUGCUUCAACUUCCCUAGAAGACUGUUAAAAAAUUAAAUUAGAAAAACACUAGAAAAUUAUAAAGAUUUUGCGCCAAUGCAUUUUUUUCUUUUUAGCCACACACUUUGUUACCAAGGUCCAAAUGUACACUUUGAAGGUUUACGUUUAACUGAUUUUAUUGGAUACCUAGUUCAAAAACAAUGGAUUACCACAAAUUACAAUAACGGU
Diatraea saccharalis (sugarcane borer) is the source of this 8558-nucleotide messenger RNA. The record is from the annotation of a GenBank genome assembly. NCBI's taxonomy places the organism in Eukaryota, Metazoa, Arthropoda, Insecta, Lepidoptera, Crambidae.